Messenger RNA from Mesorhabditis spiculigera, 4047 nucleotides. The record is from the annotation of a GenBank genome assembly. NCBI's taxonomy places the organism in Eukaryota, Metazoa, Nematoda, Chromadorea, Rhabditida, Rhabditidae.
AUGCGGGCCAUAAUAUUGCUGCUCGUGCCUACAUUACUGCAUGCACGUCCGAAAACUAUCGUCUUUACCGAAAGUCACGGCGGUGUGCUGGUGGGUGAGGAGGUGAUAUUGGGUCGUAAUGUGGGCCGUGCCCGUACAAUGCACAUCCUCCACUGCUCCGGCAAUGGCUAUCAGAACUUCCGGACGAACGCCUGCAUUUGCGACCUCGGGUGGACCGGCGAGAACUGUAACCUACAAAUGCCGGAGGACCAGAUCAUGUUUUGCGAGUUCGACUCAGACUGUGUCUAUGGCUAUCGAUGUCGACAUCUGCGUCGCAUCCAGAGUCACUGCGUGCGAAUUGCCGAGACGCUGCGAAGUGCGGAACUCUCCUACCUCAAGAAACGUGACUAUUUGCUUGUGGUUGUCGGCGGCAUCUCGGCCUUUAUCCAUGGCGCUGGGUUUCCGCUUCUUUCCGUGGUUUUAGGCUCCAUGACAAACAUCUUCCUGCGCGCCCAGAACUCUCCAUGGAUCGGAGGCGAGCACACGACGAGCAAUGAUACCAUCCCAAUUCUAAAGGAAGACUUCCAACACGAGAUUGGCAUCAUCAGCUUGUACUACGCGAUACUGGGUGUUAUACAGUUUAUAACAUCCUAUUUUCAGAUUGCCUGUUUCGAGACGCUUUGCGAGCGCGUCGUACACCGGAUGCGAUUACGGUACCUGCGCUCGGUGCUGCGCCAGGAGAUCGCCUGGUUCGACGAGAAGCAGGCCGGGAAUUUGACGAGCCGACUGACUGACGACCUCGAACGUGUCCGCGAAGCAUUCGGCGACAAAUUUUCGAUGCUGCUACAGAAUAUCUUGGCAUUUGUCGCGUCGUUCAUCAUCGGCUUCUACUACAACUGGACGAUGACGCUGAUCAUGAUGGCGUUCGUGCCACCGAUCGUCCUUGUCGGGGCCUUUCAAGCUCGAUUCCAAGCGAAUAGGACCCAAAUCGAGCAGGAGAAGUACGCGGUGGCGGGUGCUGUCGCUGAACAGGCCCUGUCGUCGAUGCGCACAAUUCAGGCGCUGAACGCGCAGAAGAAGGAGCUACAGAAAUUUGCCGUCUGCAUGGAAGAGUCGCGAAAGGCCAGCCUGCCCAAAUAUUUCAUGAUCGGCAUCUCGAUUGGGUUUAUGCAUCUCUGUCGCUAUGGCUCGUAUGCGGCCGCAUUUUGGUACGCCGGAAAGCUAAUUGCCGAGAAUACGGUGACCAGCCGGGCGCUACCCUUCAUUACUGUCGUUUCUACUGGUUGGGGAGCACUGAACAAAGUGGUCGACACGAUUGCAAGGGUCCCCACCAUCGAUCCAUAUUCCGAAGAAGGAAUCAAGAAAACGGAUCUUCAGGGUAACAUCUAUAUCAAGAACGUGAAAUUCCGCUAUCCGUCCCGACCAGAAAUCCAGAUCCUGAAAGGGGUCUCGCUGGAAGCAAAAGCUGGGCAGAAAAUCGCGCUCGUCGGCGCUUCGGGCUGCGGGAAGAGCACGAUCGUCAACCUGCUACUUCGUUUCUACGACCCCGAAGAGGGUACGGUAAUGAUCGACGGGAUUGACCUGAAGACACUGAACGUUCGGUGCUUGCGCGAUCAAAUUGGGAUUGUUUCCCAGGAACCAGUCCUUUUCGAUGGUUCCCUACUGGAAAAUAUUCAAAUGGGUCGGGAUGGCGUGACCGAAGAUGAGGCGAUUCACGCCUGUAAACUGGCAAACGCGUGGGGAUUUGUGGAAAAACUGCCGGACCAGCUUGGCACUCGCGUCGGCGAGCGUGGAGUGCAAUUGAGCGGAGGCCAAAAACAGCGGAUCGCCAUCGCUCGUGCGCUCGUGAAAAAUCCUCAAAUUCUGCUGCUGGAUGAGGCGACGUCGGCGUUAGAUACGGAGAGUGAAGCGGUUGUUCAAAAAGCCCUAGAUCAAGCUCAAACCGGCCGCACCGUGUUCAUCGUGGCCCAUAGAUUGGCCACCAUCCGAGACGCUGAUCAGAUUUUUGUUUUCAAGGCGGGCCACAUCAUCGAGCAGGGCACCCACGCGGAGCUGAUCACGAGAAAAGGAGCCUUCCACCAGAUGGUACAAGCCCAACUGUUGAGGUCACUGGAGGAAAAGGCUACGAAAGAGGCUGAAGCCGAAACCGAAACAACACUUCGAAAAAGGACAAGAACGAGGACUCUUUCCAGAUCCGACUCUAAUAGAGAAAGCAUACGGUCGAUCACGCGCUCUGCCAAAGACUUCGAGAUGAUCGACGAGACCACCGUCGACGAUUUGGCCAAGGUGGAGGCCGAAGCAAAGGAAGCCAAACUGAAGCCGAUGUCCUUCCUGGAAAUCUUUACCUUUAAUAAGAAAGCAAUCCCAAAGCUGGCCAUCGGCUACUCUGCCGGCGCCCUAAUAGGAUGCUGUACUCCAGUUUUUGCGAUCCUUUACGCCCAGAUUUUCCAGGUCUUCUCGCAACCAGUCGAUCAAAUCGUCGACUCGGUCCACUUCUGGGCUCUCGCCUUCAUCGUGCUGGGCUGCUUCCACUGUACCGGGGCCAUCUUUUCGAAUACAAUGUGCGGAAUGGCCGGCGAGGACUGUACCACCGGGCUCAGGGAGUUGGUUUUCAAGUCGUUGAUGGCCAAGGAUAUCGGAUUUUUUGACGACGAAAAGAACGGCACCGGGAAGUUAUGCACCCGAUUAGCCACUGAUGCGCCAAACGUACGAUAUGUUUUUACCCGAAUGCCGCUCGUCACCUCCUCGUCGGUGACCAUCAUCGGCUCGCUGAUGCUGGCCUUCAUUUUCGGCUGGAAAUUGGCGCUCUGCGUGAUCCCAUUCCUGCCGGUCAUCAUCAUUGCCCAGGCCGUCGAGAUGAGAAUGCAGCUGGGCAACAAACUACGCGACGCCCGUCAAUUGGAAGAAGCCGGAAAAGUGGCUCUGCAGGCCGUCGAUAACAUUCGAACUGUGCAGGCACUAAACAAGCAACAACAUUUCAACGAUCUUUACUGCGCGCACCUUGACAAACCGCAUAGGGCGAACGUGCGGGGAUCGCACUUCUACGGUCUCGUGUUUGGCAUCGCUCAGGCGAUCGUUUUCUUCAUGUAUUCCGUUGCUUUCUUCAUUGGAGCUCUUUUUGUCAUGGAUCUCACGAUGCAACCUAUUGAGGUCUACAGGGUAUUCUUCUCGCUGGCGUUUUGCGGCCAGAUGGUCGGCGCGAUAGCCACCUUUAUGCCGGACAUCAUCAAGACGCGAUUGGCGGCUUCGCUGAUUAUGAACUUGGUCAACUAUCCGACCAAAAUCGACAACCUGUCUGAGGAAGGCGAUGACAAGAAAAUUACCGGGAACAUCAGCCUCGAGAAUCUACACUUUAGCUACCCGACCCGGCGACAAAUUAGAAUUUUACAAGGGUUGACGCUGAAGAUAAAGCCCGGGCAGACAGUCGCCUUCGUCGGGCAUUCGGGAUGUGGCAAAAGUACGGUGCUGAGUCUUCUAGAGCGAUUUUACGAUCCUCUCUACGGGCAAAUUUGCCUAGACGGAACCCCCAUCAACCAAUACUCCCUGCCCAGCCUCCGAAGUCAGGUGGGCAUCGUCAGCCAGGAGCCGACGCUUUUCGACUGUACGAUACGCGACAAUAUUGUUUACGGCAUGGACAGACAAGCUAGCCAAGAAGAGGUCGAAGACGCUGCUCGGCUGGCGAAUGCAUACGAUUUCAUUACGGGGCUACCGCUGGGGUUCGAUACGCCGGUCGGGGAACGGGGGACGCAGUUGAGUGGAGGCCAAAAACAACGGAUAGCCAUCGCUCGGGCGCUCGUCAGAAAACCUGCAAUCCUGCUGCUUGAUGAAGCCACAUCAGCGCUGGAUACAGAAAGUGAAAAGGUUGUGCAAGAAGCGCUAGAAAAAGCGAGAGCAGGCCGGACCUGCCUGGUCAUCGCACAUCGAUUAUCCACAAUACAGGAUGCCGACGCGAUCGCGAUCGUGCACGAGGGUCGGGUUGUGGAUGUCGGCACGCACGAGCAGCUCCUCCGCCGCAACGACAUCUACAAGAAGCUGUGCGACACGCAAAAACUCGUCGAAACGCAUAAA